Molecule: messenger RNA, 1191 nt
Organism: Oikopleura dioica
Lineage: Eukaryota; Metazoa; Chordata; Appendicularia; Copelata; Oikopleuridae
Source: the annotation of a GenBank genome assembly
AUGUCGAGAGACAAAUAUGAAAAAAUCGAGAAGAUAAGCGAAGGAAGCUAUGGAAUCGUUUACAAGUGCCGCAAUCGAGAGACCAGGGCUAUCGUGGCCGUCAAGAGGUUCAUCGAGUCCGAAGAUGAACUGAAUAUAAAGAAGAUUGCGAUGCGCGAGAUACGCAUGCUCAAGUCGCUGAAACAUCAAAAUCUUGUGAAUCUGAUUGAGGUCUAUCGCAAAUCGCGACGUUUACAUCUGGUGUUUGAGUAUUGCGACCACACUGUACUGACGGAGCUCGAGCAGAACCCACACGGGCUUCCGGAACAAUCAAUAAAGAGGAUAAUCUGGCAAGUGCUCAAAGGCCUCCAGUUCUGUCAUCAUCAAAAGUGCAUCCAUAGAGACGUGAAGCCAGAAAACAUACUGAUUACGAAGCAAGGCCAAAUCAAGCUGUGCGACUUUGGAUUUGCUCGAAUCUUGAACCCUGGAGACGAUUUGACAGACUACGUCGCCACGAGGUGGUACCGAGCGCCGGAACUGAUUGUUGGAGAUUUGAAGUACAACAGUGCCGUCGAUAUUUGGGCAGUAGGCUGCGUGUUUGGCGAGCUUCUCAAUGGGCAACCCAUUUGGCCGGGAAAAUCAGAACUGGACCAGCUGCAUAAGAUUCAAAAGACAUGCGGCGAGUUAAUAAUUCAACACAAGAAACUCCUCCAAACCAACAAGUAUCUUCGCGGCCAGCAUCUGCAUCUAACGAGUCCACGGGAACGGGUUCCAAUCGAAGCCCUCUAUCCAAAAGCACCAAACCAUACGAUCAGCUUUUUAAAGAAUUGUUUGCAAAUGGACCCAACAAUGCGAUUGGAUUGUGGAGAACUCCUUGACCACGCGUACUUCGAUAGUUUCCGUGACGAGCUGGAGAUCAUGUCAAAGUCGACGGAAUCGUUCGCGCGAAAGCCCCGACGACCUCGCAACGGCAGACCGGUACCUGGAGCUUAUAACAAUGGAAACCACUACUCAAACCACGUUCUUUCAUUUCCGAACAUACUGCCACAUCUGAUGUCAAACAGCAAUCCAAUUUCGCACAGUCCGACGCUCUUCUCCAGCAACAAUUACCACAGUCUUCAUUCCGAGUCCAAGGUGUCGCUAUCCAAAAAAGACCGAUACUUUCCAGCAACGAAAAAAUUUGGAAACGGUCCAAACUUUCCGAAGCUUUGA